AGACCCUCUUUCGCCCUCCAUCUCUCUCUCUCUCUCUCUCUCUCUUUCUCUCCCCCUCCCUUCAUCCUCCUCAGUGCCUGAUCUAGUUCUCACUGAACACUUUACUACAGCUUGCAAUGUGACACUAAAAUAUAGACUCUCGCUUUCACACACACACGCACGCACAUACCUCCACACACCCACCCACUCCCGCCUUCACACACACACGCACCUACCUACACGCGGAUCCACGCGGAGGACUGGCUGCUACAAUCCGGAGUGGAGUUCGAAAGGAUCUAUGUUGACAAAGGAAGAAGGAAGGAAGAAAACGGGGCGACUAGAAAGGAACUAAAUCUGGUCCAGCAAGGAACUAUUUUUAUUCUUCUUCUUCUUUUUUGAUUACUCCAUCCUCUCCUGCAUCAUCAUCAUCAUCAUCACCAUGUUUGGGGCUCCCAUGGCAUUGGAUUUUGUGGUGCUCUUCUGCCUGGCGUCUGCCAUCGCGGCUGUGGAAGAAACCCUAAUGGAUACUCGGACAGCUACAGCUGAACUUGGCUGGACAGCAAACCCACCUUCAGGGUGGGAAGAAGUCAGUGGCUACGACGAGAACCUCAACACAAUCCGUACUUACCAAGUGUGCAACGUCUUUGAACCCAACCAGAAUAAUUGGCUUCUCACCACAUUCAUAAACCGAAGGGGCGCACAUCGCAUUUACACAGAGAUGCGCUUUACUGUACGGGAUUGUAGCAGCCUUCCCAAUGUCCCUGGUUCCUGUAAGGAGACCUUCAACUUGUACUACUAUGAAACAGACUCUGUUAUCGCUACCAAGAAGUCUGCCUUCUGGACCGAGGCCCCCUACCUCAAAGUGGACACUAUUGCUGCAGAUGAGAGCUUCUCUCAGGUGGACUUUGGUGGUAGGUUGAUGAAGGUGAACACAGAGGUGAGGAGUUUUGGUCCUCUCAAUCGCAAUGGCUUCUACCUUGCCUUCCAGGAUUAUGGGGCAUGCAUGUCACUGUUGUCAGUAAGGGUCUUCUUUAAGAAAUGCCCCAGUGUGGUACAGAAUUUUGCCAUCUUUCCAGAGACUAUGACAGGAGCAGAAAGCACAUCUCUUGUGAUUGCACGGGGCACAUGUAUUCCCAAUGCUGAGGAGGUGGAUGUGCCCAUUAAACUGUACUGUAAUGGUGAUGGAGAGUGGAUGGUUCCCAUUGGGCGAUGCACCUGCAAAGCUGGAUAUGAGCCUGAAAACAGUGUGGCCUGCAAAGCUUGCCCUGCAGGGAUGUUCAAGGCCAGCCAGGGAGCAGGAAUCUGUACGCAGUGCCCUCCUAACAGUCGCUCCACUUCAGAAGCUGCUCCAAUCUGCACUUGUCGCAAUGGUUACUACCGUGCCGACUUUGAUCCAUCAGAAGUGGCUUGCACAAGUGUUCCUUCAGGGCCUCGCAAUGUGAUCUCUAUAGUCAACGAGACAUCAAUUAUACUAGAGUGGCAUCCACCUCGAGAGACAGGAGGCCGUGAUGAUGUAACCUACAACAUUGUCUGCAAGAAAUGUCGAUCAGAUCGCCGUAGCUGUUCCCGCUGCGAUGACAAUGUGGAAUUUGUACCAAGGCAGUUGGGCCUCACAGAAACACGUGUUUUCAUCAGCAACUUAUGGGCCCACACACCAUAUACUUUUGAGAUCCAGGCUGUGAAUGGAGUUUCUAACAAAAGCCCAUUCCCACCACAGCAUGUCUCUGUGAACAUCACCACCAAUCAAGCUGCUCCCUCCACAGUUCCCAUCAUGCACCAGGUAAGUGCCACCAUGAGGAGCAUCACACUGUCAUGGCCUCAGCCAGAACAGCCCAAUGGCAUCAUCUUGGACUAUGAGAUUCGUUACUAUGAGAAGGUGAGCCGGAUCUGCAUCCCUGAGAUUAGUACGAUGGGCUCAAGACUAGUCACAGACCAUAGUGAGUACAAUUCCUCCAUGGCCAAGAGCCAGACCAACACCGCAAGGAUUGAUGGGCUGAGACCAGGAAUGGUAUACGUGGUACAGGUGCGAGCCCGGACUGUUGCUGGCUAUGGGAAAUAUAGUGGGAAAAUGUGCUUCCAAACACUGACGGAUGAUGACUACAAGUCAGAAUUGAGAGAACAACUGCCAUUGAUUGCUGGAUCUGCAGCGGCAGGGGUCGUCUUUAUUGUCUCUUUGGUGGCUAUUUCAAUUGUUUGCAGCAGGAAGCGAGCAUACAGCAAAGAGGCAGUAUACAGUGAUAAACUACAGCAUUACAGCACUGGUAGAGGUUCCCCAGGAAUGAAGAUCUACAUUGACCCUUUUACGUAUGAGGACCCCAAUGAAGCAGUUCGUGAGUUUGCCAAGGAAAUUGAUGUGUCUUUCGUGAAGAUUGAAGAAGUCAUUGGAGCAGGGGAGUUUGGCGAAGUGUAUAAAGGGCGCCUGAAACUGCCUGGCAAGAGAGAAAUCUAUGUGGCUAUUAAGACCUUAAAGGCUGGAUAUUCUGAGAAGCAGAGGCGGGAUUUCCUCAGUGAGGCUAGCAUCAUGGGUCAGUUUGACCAUCCAAAUAUUAUCCGACUAGAGGGGGUGGUCACGAAAAGCCGGCCAGUGAUGAUUAUCACAGAAUUUAUGGAAAAUGGAGCCCUGGAUUCUUUUUUGAGGCAAAACGAUGGGCAGUUUACAGUCAUCCAGUUGGUGGGCAUGCUACGAGGGAUUGCAGCUGGUAUGAAGUACCUUGCAGAGAUGAAUUAUGUCCACCGGGAUCUUGCUGCCAGAAAUAUACUUGUCAACAGCAAUCUAGUCUGCAAAGUGUCUGAUUUUGGCCUCUCACGUUACCUUCAAGAUGAUACGUCAGACCCAACUUAUACCAGCUCUUUGGGUGGGAAGAUUCCAGUGAGAUGGACAGCCCCAGAGGCCAUUGCAUAUCGAAAAUUCACCUCUGCCAGCGAUGUAUGGAGUUAUGGCAUUGUCAUGUGGGAAGUGAUGUCAUUUGGGGAAAGGCCUUACUGGGACAUGUCCAAUCAAGAUGUAAUUAAUGCUAUUGAGCAAGACUACCGGCUCCCUCCCCCCAUGGACUGUCCUGCUGCCCUCCAUCAACUAAUGUUAGAUUGCUGGCAGAAAGACCGCAACACCCGCCCACGCUUUGCUGAAAUAGUUAACACUCUAGACAAAAUGAUCCGAAAUCCAGCAAGCCUCAAAACUGUGGCUACCAUCACCACUGUGCCUUCUCAGCCACUCUUGGAUCGCUCCAUCCCCGAUUUCACUGCCUUUACCUCAGUAGAAGAUUGGCUCAGUGCCAUCAAAAUGAACCAAUACAGAGAUAGUUUUCUGACUGCAGGGUUCACAUCUCUUCAAUUAGUUGCACAAAUGACAUCAGAAGAUCUUCUAAGAAUAGGAGUAACUUUAGCUGGACAUCAGAAGAAGAUCCUGAACAGUGUCCAAUCUAUGAGAGUGCAGAUGAGCCAGUCCCCAACUUCAAUGGCAUGACGCUUUGUGUCUUCUUACUAUAGUGGAAAAAUAGAAGACAGGACUCAAGAGGGUUGGAUGUGGGAGGGGAGGGUACGCUGACAAGACAGCGAGAUACUUGCAAAAAUUGGAUAGCCUGAGAACUUUUUUGAGCCUCAGGCAAAGAGGACGCAGGCAAAGAGGACACAGGACUUGUUUCUAAGUGGCAGCUUCCGUUUCUCACCAACACAUUUACUGAUGCCAUAGGAAACAGCAUAUAAAUAAGUAUAAAUAUGUACAAAUCAUAUAUUUAAAAAAUCAGUGAAGACAAACCAAUGUGUGUUGGGAGAAAAAGAGACUUAAAUCCCACCACCAGUGAGCAGUAGUCAAGGGGCCAGUGUGGAAGAGAAAGGUAUAACCCAGGGCAACCAUCUUCAGCAGUUAUAUUCCUUUCCUUCUCUUAAUUCUGUUCUAAGAGUCCUUCUUACCCACCCAAUUCCCUCUUUUGCUCAUAAACCAUGGGGAAUUUUCUUCAACUGUCUCAACAGCUACCUACUAGAAUGUCAAGACAUUGAUCCAUCAGCUACCAAAGGACUUCACUGACCACUGCAUGGGGGAUCCAGACCAAUCCAGUUAAUGUCUUCAUAUUGAAGAAGAGUUGUACCUUCAAUAGAAAACCUUGUUUUUUUCUUUUGCUUGCAUUUUUUUGCAAAAAGGGAAAAAAUCCUCAUAAAAAAAGAAAAAAGGUGUUCCCACAAGUGCGUGCGUGUGCGUCUGUAUGUUGUCAACUUAACUGUGGAGUCACUCACUGCCUGUCUGUAGCAGAAAAACAACAAAGUGAGACUGGCGGAUAAGAAAUCCAUCACCUUCAGGGAAAUUGGGGAUUUGGUGGGAGACAGUUGUGAUAUCCUUUGCUUUCAGUCUAAAUCAACUGUGCAUGGAAUGUGUAAUGGGAAACUGAACAGAAAAGGAAAUGAAUUCAUAGGAGGAAGGAAGCGGAAGAGUGGACUAUGCAACAAGGGUUUCAUGUGGAACAAUUAUCAGGAUAAAUAACCGUAGAGGUGAUGGGACAGAAGAAAGCUUCACCCUCUAACAUUCCAGGGUCCAGAAGAGGAGCUUCAUGGAUCUUUAGUUCCAUUGUGUGGGCCUAAGGAUGUUGCUAUCUAAGGAUGUUGAUUUUAUGGCAUCAGAGGGAUCUACAUGCCAGUAUUUAAUGCCAAAAGGCCAUGGAAAGAGGCUGGUCCUGAUAGCCAGGCUUACCACCAGAGCUACCUCCUCCUUUUCCAGCAUCAAGAAAGCCAUGCCCUGUGGAUAAGCUGUGAUCUCCUGGGGGUGAUAGCAAGCUCUUGAGAAUGUCAAGGACAUGCCCUGUCUGGAUGAGCCAAGAGGAGCCCUCCUGCAGCCUGCAUGCACUGUCCCAGCCAACAAGAGGCCCCACCCUGUACAUAGCCAAUGAGAUGUCUGUAAAGGAUUGCACCCUCUUGUACAUUCCCCUCUCUUUCCCUUUCAACUUGUUGAUUGUGUCAAAAUUGUCAGAGUUUGUAAUAGUAACUUUCAGAAAAUAUUGUACUAAAAAGAAAAUUGCACUCAAUAAAAAUCAUGAAAAUAA
Anolis sagrei ordinatus is the source of this 5009-nucleotide messenger RNA. RefSeq names its product EPH receptor B1 (gene EPHB1). The record is from RefSeq and is a predicted model, not a curated record. Gene Ontology annotation, biological process: ephrin receptor signaling pathway; axon guidance; protein phosphorylation. Gene Ontology annotation, molecular function: protein binding; transmembrane-ephrin receptor activity; ATP binding. Gene Ontology annotation, cellular component: plasma membrane; dendrite. NCBI's taxonomy places the organism in Eukaryota, Metazoa, Chordata, Lepidosauria, Squamata, Anolidae.